Molecule: messenger RNA, 1514 nt
Organism: Andrographis paniculata
Lineage: Eukaryota; Viridiplantae; Streptophyta; Magnoliopsida; Lamiales; Acanthaceae
Product: cytochrome P450 87A3-like
Exons: 9
Coding region: 42-1493 (483 amino acids)
Biological process (GO): sterol metabolic process
Molecular function (GO): oxidoreductase activity, acting on paired donors, with incorporation or reduction of molecular oxygen; monooxygenase activity; iron ion binding
Source: RefSeq, a predicted model, not a curated record
UCCAUUUAAUUUUCUGCGACAGCUUCAAUCCUCGAACAAAUAUGCAAUAUUCAAUUCUUUUCUACAUUGGAUCUUUGCUUAUUUCCAUCAUUACCGCGUGUUGGAUAUAUAAAUGGUUCUACCCCAAAUGCGAUGGGAUCCUCCCCCCAGGUUCGAUGGGGCUACCACUUCUUGGAGAGACUCUUCAAUUCUUAAGUUCUAGCACCUCUUUCGAUAUCCAUCCAUUCGUAAAAAAGAGGAUGCAAAGGUAUGGUUCUGUAUUCAAGACAAAUUUGGUGGGUAGCCGGAUCAUAGUAUCCGCCGAUGGCGAUCUUAAUAACUACAUCUUUAAACAAGAGGGAGACUUGUUCCGAAGCUGGUAUCCGGCUUCCUUCACCGAAGUCUUUGGGAGACAAAAUAUAGGCACUUUACAUGGUUUCAUGUACAAGUACCUUAAGAACAUGGUAAUGAAUUUGCUUGGUCCGGAAGGCCUUAGAAAGAUGCUCCCCGAUGUAGAAAAUGUGUCGAGAAAUAACUUGGAAAGGUGGGCGCGCAAUGGUACCAUUGAAGCGAGGGAAUCAAUUGCAAAGAUGAUAUUCGAACUCACGGCGAAGAAGCUAAUCAGUUGCGAUUCAGAAGAACGUCGCGAAGAUUUAAGGGAAAACUUUUCAGCAUUUAUAAAGGGGCUCAUAUCAUUUCCAGCAAAUAUUCCCGGGACAGCUUACAACAAAUGCAUGAAGGGAAGAAAAAAUGUGGUGGCGAUGUUGAAAGACAUGCUACGAGAAAGAAGACAAAAUCCGAGAAAUGAAAAAGUUGAUUUUUUCGAUUAUGUAUUGGAAGAACUCCAACAAGAAGGCUCGAUCCUUACGGAGGAAAUUGCGCUAGACCUCAUGGUUACAUUGCUCUUUGCCAGCUUCGAGACAACCUCCCUCGCACUUACGAUAGCAAUUAAAUUUCUUGUAGACCAUCCACCGGUCUUGAAAGAGUUAAUUGAAGAACACAAGGCAAUCAUUCGAAGAAGGGAUACUUCAGAUUCUUACAUAACUUGGGAUGAGUACAAGUCCAUGAAAUUCACAUUUCAGGUUAUCAAUGAAACAGUCAGACUGGCAAAUAUAGCUCCAGGAAUUUUCAGAAAAGCAACAAAAGAUAUCAAAUUCAAUGAAUACACAAUUCCAAGUGGUUGGGGCGUUAUGGUGUGUCUUCCUGCUGUGCACUUAAAUCACGACAUAUACGAAAAUCCCCUAAAGUUCAAUCCAUGGAGAUGGGAGGGAAUAGAUACGAAUGUAGGUUCGAGAAACUUCAUGGCCUUUGGUGGCGGCAUGAGAUUGUGCGUAGGCGCAGAGUUUGCGAAAAUGCAAAUGGCUGUCUUCCUUCACUGCUUGGUGACCAAAUACAAGUGGAAAUCAAUCGAGGGAGGAGACAUUGUCCGAAAUCCAGGUCUACAAUAUCCUCAUGGAUAUUACAUUAAGAUAGAUAGAAAAUCAGAAACAAUGUCGUAUACUCGACAAAGAUGAAGUGUCAUCGAGUUAAUACGG